Molecule: messenger RNA, 1995 nt
Organism: Helianthus annuus (common sunflower)
Lineage: Eukaryota; Viridiplantae; Streptophyta; Magnoliopsida; Asterales; Asteraceae
Exons: 5
Coding region: 1-1995 (664 amino acids)
Source: RefSeq, a predicted model, not a curated record
AUGGCGAAGAAUUCGGAUGCUCUUAGAACAUUCACAUCGGAUCACCAUAUUAAUGUGAAUGAGUUCUCUAUAUUAUAUAGAAAAUUAAGGAAGCUAUUUGGGGUUGCGUUGGGGAUCGGGCUCCGGGCCCGGAUGGUUUUAAUUUCAAGUUUAUUAAAAAGCACUGGGAUCUCUUUCAAGGAUCUCUUUCAAGGUGAUUUUCUAAGGGUUUUUCAAGAGUUUUACAAAAACGGGUCUAUUAAUAGAUGCUGCUCGUCUUCUUUCAUUGCCUUAAUUCUUAAAAUUAAAGAUCCUACUUCUCCAUCUAAUUUCCGCCCUAUUAGUCUUAUCGGGGUUGUCAACAAAGCAAUUUCUAAAGUCCUGGUGAACCGGCUCAAAAAAGUGGUUGGAAAAUUAGUGUCGGAAGAGCAGUCUGCUUUCUUGGCCGGGAGAAACAUUUCUGAUGGCCCACUGAUAAAGGCAAAAAAAUUUGGUAUGAUUUUUAAGGUUGACAUUAAUAAAGCUAAUGAUUCUCUUAAUUGGAAGUAUCUUGAUUCGGUCUUGGCUCAAAUGAAUUUCCCGGAGCGGUGGAGGGGCUGGAUUAUGGCGACUCUUGUAUCAUCACGGGCAUCGGUUCUAGUGAAUGGUUCUCCAACUAUGGAGUUCGAGUGUACACGUGGGUUGCGUCAAGGAGACCCAUUGUCCCCCUUUUUAUUCGUUAUUGCUAUGGAGACGCUCUCCGGUAUUAUGAAAAAGGCCGUGUCGGAUGGUAUUUUUAAAGGUUUGCGAUGUACCAUAAAUGGUCCGGUUCUUUCCCACCUUAUUUAUGCGGAUGACGUUGUCUUUCUUGGGGUUUGGUCGGGUGAGAAUGCUCUUAAUUUACGUAGAAUCUUGAGAUGCUUUUAUUUGGUCUCUGGAUUGAAAGUGAAUCUUUCUAAGUGUUCCGUGUAUGGGGUCGGGGUGGAUGAUGUAGAGGCACAACUAAUGGUGAAUAUCCUGGGGUGUAAAAAGGGUUCUUUUCCUUUUAAGCAUUUGGGAUUGAUGGUAGGUGCCAAUAUGAAUCUUAUUCGAAAUUGGAAACCGGUUAUAGACGUGUUUAAAAAUCGGUUGUCGCUUUGGAAAGCAAAGCAUCUUUCUUAUGGAGGCAAAAGUCUUGGAGAUUUUGGAAAGGUUGAGGAGGGUUUUCUUUUGGGGGGAUUGGAUGUAAAUUCUCACAUGAGUUGGAUGGCUUGGGAAAAGGUAAUAGCUCCUAUUGAGUAUGGCGGAUUAGGAUUUGGGUCUCUUCGUGAUGCUAAUUUAGCUAUGCUAUCGAAGUGGUGGUGGAGAUUCAAGACGGACAAAGAUGGGUUAUGGAGAAGAGUUGUAUGGGCGGUUCACCAUAAUAAUAGAUCUUGGGCUCCGGUUCCGGCUAAGGCUUCACUGGCUGGUCCUUGGAAGCAUAUCGUCGGAAUUUGCGAACAUCUUAAUCAGGUUGGUAUAAAUCUUCCAGACUCUAUUUGGUGUAAAGUGGGUUGUGGAUCGAAGGUAGCCUUCUGGCUCGAUCUUUGGAUCGGAAAUCAGCCAUUGUAUAUUAGUUUCCCUCUCUUAUUUGCUCUUGAGAAGGAUAAAACUUGUAAUGUGGCUGAUCGUGUUUCGUGGGGUUUAAAUAUGCUAAAUAUGUCAUGGGAUUGGAUCCGGCUUGUAAUGUCCGAAAGUGAACAGGAGGAACUGAUGGAUAUGUUGCUUCUUCUUUGUGAUUUCAAUGUCAGAGAUGGGCCAGAUUCAUGGGUUUGGAGACACGAUAAAUCGGAGGUAUUUUCGGUGGCUAGUAUCAAAAGAACUUCAGCGUCGGCCUCGAGAUCGGUUCCGGAAUACUUGUUUUUAUGGAAUAAGUUCGUUCCGAAAAAGGUGGGGAUUGUUCCUUGGCGAGCUUUGUCGGAAAGGCUACCAACUCGGGCUGCUUUGGCAGCAAGGAACAUCAACACUGCGGACACCCGGUGCUUGUUUUGUGACAGUGGUGUAGAAUUCCCCCCAUAA